Messenger RNA from Adelges cooleyi (spruce gall adelgid), 3110 nucleotides. RefSeq lists its product as uncharacterized. The transcript has 14 exons. The record is from RefSeq and is a predicted model, not a curated record. NCBI's taxonomy places the organism in Eukaryota, Metazoa, Arthropoda, Insecta, Hemiptera, Adelgidae. Bases 247 to 2652 code for a protein of 801 amino acids.
GUCUGAACCCGUCAUAACUCCACCCAGUCAAAUUCAAAAAUUCCGACAUUGGGUUGUGCUUAAUGGUUAAAACGAACUCUGAACGAUUAACGAUCUCAAUUUUAUUGUAGAUAAAGUAACUUAAUUCGAGUUGUUUUAUUAUUAUUUUAUUUCGUUUAUUAAAUUAAAGUAAUAACUAUUUUCAACAUUUUACCGUUGUGUUUUUUACUGAGUUGUAAAAUGCCGAAUUAACUAUUCCGCCCUAAGAUGUUUAAGUUUGUAUUUUUAUUGUUUAUAAUCGUCAUAAGUACGGACGGUCAAUAUGAAUGGCAACCAAAAGAUGCGGUUGAUGAAAUACGUCUCAGACUAGACAAGAUCAAUGGCGAUAACUGCGGUAUUCAGCCCCUUAGUGAAAUUUACUUACCUGAAGACACCGUAUCACACCUGCCUGACAUCAAGGAUGUUGUUAUUAAUCCAGUGUUUCCUAAUCGUACAGCUCUGUUGCAUCUAAGCAAUAUGGCCCUGAACAGAGGAUUCUUUUUUAGUUAUAUAUCCCAAGCAAGGUUCAUUCGACCGGCCAUCAAUGACACUUAUGAUCCAGGAAUGAUGUAUUUCUUCUUAUCAACAGUUGCCGAUGUAUCAGCUAAUUCACAUAUAAAUGCUAGUUCCAUAUACUUUGCACCUAAUACGUCGUAUUCUCCAUCAUACAGAGGUUUUUUUAAUAAAACCUUUCCAUAUUUUGCCCCAAGAACAUUUAGAGCUGAUGACUUCAACGAUCCUAUUCAUCUUGAAAAAAUUUCAACUUUAAAUACAUUUACAGUUAGAGAUUUGGGAGCUUUUUCUAAUGAGAGUCUUACACAAGAUUAUACUUCUAAGCACUAUGGAAUUAAUGAAUGGUACUCAAAAUGGUUACCUGAUAAUGUUGUUGGUCGUCAUGAUACUAAAACAACUUACCAAGUAGAGAUUAGGUACGCCAAUAAUACAAAUGAAACGCAUACAUUCCAUGGCCCGCCAGGUGCUGAUGACAUUCCCGGUCCUAUAAAAUGGACAAGACCAUACUUUGAUUGUGGCCGAAGUAAUAAGUGGCUGGUGGCAGCUGUUGUACCUAUUGCUGACAUAUAUCCUAGGCACACAGGAUUUAGACAUGUUGAAUAUCCUACUUACACUGCAGUAUCAGUAAUUGAAAUGGAUUUUGAAAGAAUUGAUAUCAAUCAGUGUCCAAUAAGUGCAGGAAAUUCUGGUCCUAAUCGAUUUGCAGAUACAGCACGUUGUAAAAAAGAAACAACUUUGUGUGAACCGCUGGAUGGUUGGGGAUUCAGGCGUGGUGGCUAUCAGUGUCGUUGCCUACCAGGCUAUCGAUUAGAUAAAAAUGUUCGUCGUCCGUUUCUUGGAGAAAUUAUAGAACGCGCAACUUUAGAACAGUACUAUAGUGGUGUAUUUGACUGCAAUCGUAUUGGCUGGCUUCAAAGCAAAAUUGUUUUUCCUAGUCAGUUAGAUCCUUAUCUUAGAGAGCAAUAUUUAGAAAAGAAUUUUGAGUACAAAAAUUACACAUCAGGACUAGGAUCUGUAAAAGACCCUCAAAUAAAUAUACACGAAGUAAUCGGCUCUAUACGUGGAGUUAAUCCUAGUAAUUGUCACGAGUACCGCAAAGAAGACUUAGAAUUGUUGGGCGAUUAUGGUUUUGGUGCAGAUCAACAGUAUUCUAAUGAAGCUAAAAUGGCUGUCCGGCUUGCUAAUUUUAUAAGUGCCUUCUUACAAGUAUCUGAUCCCAAAGAGGUCUAUUCAGGCAAACGUGUUGCCGACAAACCCUUGUCUGAAGAUGAAAUGAUUGGUGAAGCAUUGGCAAUUGUAAUGGCCGAUUUUAAAAUUUGGUCAUCAGGCAUUUUUUGGGAUAAAAACAAAUUUCCUAAUCGUACAUUAUUUGCUCCAUAUGCUUAUAAAACUGUUAACUACGGACGGAAAUUCUUUGUAGAAGAUUUAGCUAGACUAAAUAAGUCUGAUGAAGUAUACACCAAUGCGCCAUGGUUUACUUUUACUAAACAACGAUGGUCUACCAAUUUUGACAAUUUAGAAAAAUAUUAUAUUAAAUUGAAGUUACGUUACGAUGAAGAAGGAAAGCAUUUAAAUAAAUUUGAACAUUAUCCGACUUAUUAUAAAGCUGCAAAUUUGAAACAUGGAUUUUGGUCGUCUCCCUAUUUUGAUUGCCAUGGUAAAACUAAGGACUGGUUCAUUCGUUAUGCUGUUCCAUUCUUUGGCUGGGACAGCCUUAAAGUUAAAUUAGAAUUCAAAGGAGUAGUUGCGGUUACUAUGCCACUUUUAAAUCUCGACAUAAACCAAUGCCCUGCAAAAUUUUACGAACCCAAUGCUUUCAAAGGAACACACAAAUGUGAUAAACGUACUUCAUACUGCAUACCAAUACAAGGUCGUGGUUAUGAUACUGGAGGCUAUAAAUGUGAAUGUAUACAAGGUUAUGAAUUUCCAUUUGAGGAAGAAGAUUUCACUUAUUUCGAUGGUCAAAUGAUGGAAGCUGAAUUUAUGCACAUGUAUCAUAAUAACAAAACCAGAUAUGACACUUUUAAAUGUCGUAUAGCUGGUGCUGCACAACCUUUAAGUAAUAUUGUUUAUGUUCUGACAAUGGUCCUUUUUAGCUUAUUGAUGUGGACUAAAAAUUAAGAGUAGUAAAAAGGUAAUGAAGUGUUCACAAAACUGACAUUAUACGUUAGAUCUGAAAUAACAACUUUUAUUAUUAGGAUUUAUUUUGUAUUAAUAUAUUUUAUAUUAAUGUGUUUUUGGUCUGAACUAUUCACUUUGUAUUCACUAGAUUUGGUAAGAGUAUUUUUUUUAUUUUUAAGAGUUGAUUAUUUUAAGCUGGCACAUUCAAUACAAUUUUAUUUUAAUAUGAACAAUGUCAGGCCAAAUAAUUAAAUUUAUUGUUCAUUAUAAACUUCUCAAAUUGUAUUUCUUUUAACAACUUAAAAAUGAUUAUUAAUCCGUCCAGUAUUUGCAUGAUUAAGUGUAAAAUUAAAUCCGUCCAUUAAAUUGUGAUUUAAUAAUAAAUUAUUUAUUUUAUAAUAAUAUUAAUUUUUAAUGUUUUACAAUUUUCUAUAAAAUAUAUAUUCAUUUUUUUUUUU